Nycticebus coucang (slow loris) is the source of this 1123-nucleotide messenger RNA. RefSeq names its product ribosomal protein S27 like (gene RPS27L). The coding region runs from base 702 to 956 and encodes 84 amino acids. Gene Ontology annotation, biological process: translation; ribosomal small subunit assembly. Gene Ontology annotation, molecular function: structural constituent of ribosome; RNA binding. The record is from RefSeq and is a predicted model, not a curated record. Gene Ontology annotation, cellular component: cytosolic small ribosomal subunit; ribosome. Lineage: Eukaryota; Metazoa; Chordata; Mammalia; Primates; Lorisidae. The transcript has 5 exons.
CAGCUCUGAUGGCCACUUCAGAAAAAGAUUUCCAAAGUUGCCUUGAAGGGAGGACUAAAUGGCAGCAUGGGUGCCUACUUCCCUAAGGGGAGUACUUCCAAGGAGACCUCAGUGACAUUCAGCAGUGAGGACAAAGCAAACCUGUGGCACAGCCUCACCACGCAAAGCACUCAGAAACUGCAACUUGGAGGGGGAAUCCACGAGGAUACGAGCCUCUUUUAUAACCGCGAUGGCACGUGUUAGUGGCUAAUCAUAUUGUUUUUAGUACACAAAAGAACAGGGAACAGUCGCUUCGCCCCGUGAGCCCCUCAGCAGAGCUAACCGAGGGCGGCCGGGCGUGGGGUGAGCGGCCCGCCGGCUUCCAGGAGGGACCGCAGCGGGGAUCUGUCGCCCCGGGCUAAGCCCAAGGCGGCUCUGCAGGCCGCCACCCAACUCCGGAGGCUGGCGCAGCCGGAGACCCUCUCCGAGAAGUCCAUCAGGUUCACCGGGUUUGGGAGCCUGGGAUGGGCCGACCGUCGACCGGGACCGCAGACCCGGCCGGAGAGUUCCCACCACCGAGAGGAACGCCUAGAGCGGACAGGCCCGCCCGCCGCUCCUCCCGCCUCCUCUAUCCCGGAAGUUGAUACCGAGCGCCAGCUCGCGUGCUGCUCGCUAGUGUGGUUUGAGAGGUGCGGACCAUCUGGCCUUGGGGAGCGAUCAAGAUGCCUUUGGCAAGAGAUUUACUACAUCCGUCCUUGGAAGAGGAAAAGAAAAAACAUAAAAAGAAACGGCUAGUUCAAAGUCCAAACUCUUAUUUUAUGGAUGUAAAAUGUCCGGGUUGCUACAAGAUUACCACAGUUUUCAGCCAUGCUCAGACAGUGGUUCUUUGUGUGGGUUGUUCAACAGUCUUGUGCCAACCUACAGGAGGAAAGGCCAGACUUACAGAAGGGUGUUCAUUUAGAAGAAAGCAACAUUAAUGAUCUACACAACUUUCUGAAUUUGUGUUAUCUCACAGGAAGCCUUAUCAUAAGUUCAGUAAUUCUAGUUAAUCUACCAAGAGAAUGAAAUUUGGUUUUAUAAGGAAUACAACAGCAAUCUCCUAUUUUGAUGUCAAUUUUUCAAUAAAGUUUUGAUUAUGGGCAAA